Messenger RNA from Phasianus colchicus (ring-necked pheasant), 2664 nucleotides. It is a transcript of the gene C1QC, whose product is annotated as complement C1q C chain. Lineage: Eukaryota; Metazoa; Chordata; Aves; Galliformes; Phasianidae. Gene Ontology annotation, molecular function: protein binding. The record is from RefSeq and is a predicted model, not a curated record.
AGCGAAACUUGGCAGUUCUCUUCUGCAAACUCUGUGCGUGCAAUUCCAUCCCCCCAGCCCUGCUCCCAAGGAAGAGCUGCCAGCAAACAGAGCAGCCAGCUCCGACAGCUCUGUUCUCAGCCCAGCGAGGAGGGAGACACGAUGCAGCUCAGCCUUUGGCUGGUGACCAGCUUCCUGGCAGCAGUGCUGGGCCUGGAAAUGCUUGAGGAUGAUGUGUGUCGGGCACCGAAUGGCAAGGAUGGCUUCCCAGGGAUCCCCGGUCUUGAUGGGAGGCCAGGGCAGAAGGGUGAUGUGGGAGAACCAGGGAAAUCAGCACCGAGGACGGGCAUCCGAGGACCCAAAGGAGACAAAGGUGAAUCAGGGCCUCCUGGCAUCCCAGGGAACCAGGGCUACCACGGUCCACCAGGUCCUCCAGGACUGCCAGGGAAGCCGGGGCUCAAAGGGGCCAAGGGGAAUGCCGGCAGCUUCCAGCAGCAGCAGCAUCCUGCCUUCUCUGCCUCACGGUUGAUGCCACCGUCCCGUGGCACCACAGUGGUGUUCGACAACAUCAUCACCAACGAGGAGAACUCCUACAGCCCCCAAACCGGGGAGUUCACCUGCAGGAUCCCCGGGAUUUACUACUUCGCCUACCAAGUGAUCUCCAAUGGAGAUCUCUGCCUGAGCAUCACCAAGAACUCGGAACGCGUGGUCAGCUUCUGCGACAACAACAGCCGCAACAUCCUGCAGGUGAACUCGGGCAGCAGCGUGCUGAGCCUGGCUGCGGGCGACCGGGUGUCUGUGAACACCAUCCCAACAAAGGGCAACCUGAUUUACCGCGGCACCGAGGCAGACAGCGUCUUCAGCGGCUUCAUGCUGUACCCGCACUCAGGUGACUUCCUUCAGGAGGGUAUUGCACUGUGUCGAUUGGAGCCAGCAGGCAGUGCUGGCAGCAGGCAGGGAUCCACAGCGCUGGAUCCUGUGCCAGAGAGCACCAAAAUGGGGCAGAGCACCUUUAGGGAGCACCUUCAUCUUGCCCUCAUCCUUCUACUUCUGCGCCUGGAGUCUGCAGUGACCAGCGAUCCCCCACACAGCUGCUAUGGGGCUCCAGGCCUGCCAGGCAUCCCGGGUGUGCCAGGCAGGGAUGGCCGGGAUGGGCUGAAGGGAGCCAAAGGCGAGCCAGGCAUUCCAGCUAUUCCUACUAUGCAAGGUCCCAAGGGCAUGAAGGGGGAGCCGGGCAUCCCAGGCUUGAGGGGCAAGAUGGGCCCCUUUGGUCCUGCUGGUCCCCCUGGGGACCCAGGGGUGAUGGGUGCUGCUGGACAGCAGGGGCUGCCGGGCAGCUUCAAGAGGAUGCAACAGUCAGCAUUCUCAGUGACGAGACAGACUGGUGAGCACCCCAUGAAGAACAGCCCCGUGAUCUUCAACAACGUCAUCACCAACAUCAACAACGACUACAGCACCACUACAGGCAAGUUUACCAGCAAGAUCUCUGGCCUCUACUACUUUGUCUACCACAGCUCAAUGGAAAGGAACCUCUGCAUCCUCCUAUUCCAGGACACGGUCAAGAAGGCCAGCUUCUGUGACCACAAGACCAACAACAUCCAGGUUACCUCUGGAGGAAUCCUCCUCCAUCUGAAGGCUGGGAACCAGGUCUGGUUGGAAGUGAAUGAUUACAAUGGCAUGGUGGGCACUGGUGAAUCUGACAGCAUCUUCUCGGGGUUCCUGCUCUUCCCAGGAUAUGAAAGUGACACUGAAGAAAGGACUGGAGCUAAAGAUAUAAAAAGGGAUGUGGCCAGAUUCUUUCACAACUAUCCUCGCAGCAAACUUCUGCUUCCCCUUAGGGUCAUUUCCAAGCAGGACACCAGUGUGUCCUGCUCUAUUUCCCAUUCCGUGCAACAAGAAGCUGACAGUAGGAAGGCUGAGCCCAGCUCUCUCCUGCAGCAGGAAGACAGGAUGCAGACCGUGUGGGUGUUGUUGAUCUGCCUCACUGGAGGGCAGCUGGCAAGUGCCACGCUCUGCAAGACUUAUGGCACCAUCCCAGGCAUCCCGGGGUCACCAGGCCAACCUGGCAUCAAUGGCAGAGAUGGGGAGAAUGGUCCAAAGGGAGAGCAAGGUCCUCCUGGACUCGUGGAGCAUGAACAGGACAUUGGUGAAAAGGGAGACCCAGGAGAACCAGGAUAUCCUGGGAAGGUUGGCCCCAGGGGAUCCCCAGGUUCAAAGGGGCUGCCGGGCCCCAGGGGACCCCCUGGCCCCCAGGGAGACACCGGUGACUACAAGGUCACCCUCAAGUCUGCCUUCUCUGCUGCCAGGACCAUCAGCAUCUUCCCACGCCGGGAGCAGCCCAUCCGCUUUGACCGCAUCAUCACCAACGAGAACAGACACUACGAGAACCGGUACGGCCGCUUCACCUGCCAGGUCCCCGGCGUUUAUUACUUUACCUACCACGUCACAUCCAAGGGCAACCUGUGCCUCAGAAUGAAGAAGGGACGGGGUGGCAGCAAGGGAGAGAAGGUGGUGACAUUCUGCGACUACGUGCAAAGCAGCUACCAGGUCACCACGGGAGGUGUGGUGCUCAGGUUGGCAGCCAAUGAGUCCGUCUGGUUGGAGCCAACAGAGAAGAACUCCCUCGUGGGGAUCGAAGGGGCUGACAGCAUCUUUUCUGGGUUCCUGAUUUUCCCUGAGGUUUAG